Messenger RNA from Serinus canaria (Common canary), 3025 nucleotides. Its product is annotated as C-type lectin domain family 2 member H-like. NCBI's taxonomy places the organism in Eukaryota, Metazoa, Chordata, Aves, Passeriformes, Fringillidae. The transcript is spliced from 6 exons. The record is from RefSeq and is a predicted model, not a curated record. The coding region runs from base 1633 to 2454 and encodes 273 amino acids.
GCCAGCCCCUCAAGAAAUGCAUGAGCCAAAGCCAGCCAGGAGAGGAAAAGACAUGAGCUGAGCUCAGAGAGCUGGAAGGAGGAAAUGCCACAGAUGUGCCUGGAGCAUGGCCCUCCCCAGCAGCUUUUCUUACAGUUCAGUGUUCCAAAAGCUAAAAGGUGAUGCUCAGGACUUUGGGAUCUGGCUUGUAACUGCAGAGGGGAUGAGCUCCCUUACUGGAACUCAGGCACUGGAGUGCCACAAGCCUGCAGCCAGAUUGCUUCUCCUUCAGCUUAAAUUCAAUGAGUAUUUUUGGUUUUGUGGUUUUUGGGUAUUUUUCCUUGUUUUUUUUUUAAGUAUUCUUGGAUAUGCUACAAUUGCAAGAAGAGAACAGAAAUGGGCUGGAGCAACACUGGAACAAUAAUUGCUAUUUUACUCUCCCUCUUUUCCUUUUAAAAAUAUAUGUAGAUAAAAUGAACUUUUAAACGCUGUGUGUUGAGACAAACACUCUUUUUUUCCUUUCUUUGGUCGAAAUAUGCAAGUCCUGAGACCCUGGGCCAAUGCUCCCUGCAUUUUAUUUAUGUUUUUACAAUUAAACAAGAGGGUGAUAAGAUUGACAAGGAAGAAACAACUCAGGAGCUCGCUGGGCAGCAGCCUCCAAACUCUCUGGGUGAUGCAGAGAGCAGUAGGGUGUGAAGCCUGCUUUCCAGUGUGAGAAUAAUCCAUAAUAACCUGUUCACUGACAUCAAAGUCACUUCUUAGAGGCCGCUUGUUAUUUCCCGAGGUGCAGGAUCUGGAGUGUUUGACAGAGCCUGUGCCGCUCCCGCCGGCUCCAGCAGGGCUGGAAGCUCCAUGGAGCAGCUCAGCGCCCGCUCCGCGCUCGGCCCUCCGAGCCCGGCACGGAGCGGGGCUCUGGACACAUCCCCGCGGUGGGGCAGAGCCGCUGCUCGGGGCCGGGGAUCCUUUAUCCCCCUGCUGCCGCUGCCAGGGGCUGAGGGCACAGUCCUGGUUCCGAGGCUGGAGCCCUGCUGCUUUACCUCUCGUUCUCUUGCCAUGGUUUGUGUUAUAAUAAAUCCAAGUAAUUCCCCUCAGUCGCGUCUCUCAUACCGGUGACUGGUGAGUGAUCUCUCCCUGGCCUUUUCCCGAUCCUCGAGCCUUUCCUGCUGUGUUCUGUUGCCGGCCCAGGGGCAGCAGGAGAGUCACAGAGCGCGUUUGCUGGCCCCGGGCACCUGGCCAGGCCCAGCCCAGCCCAAGAAUCCCUGCGAGAAUUCACUGUUGAGACCUCCAGAAGCGGCAUCCCCGGGGCUGCAGUUCUUCACCAGCUCCAGCAGAGCGGGGUUCUUUUUCUUAGAACGGUUUUGUUCGGAGAAAGGAGCGAUUUGACUUCUCUCCUACUCCCCUCUCUUCCUCGCCCCCCGCUGCUUUUCCCGCACGCUGAUUGCUCAAAAGGGCCAGAAUCCCUCCCGCUCCAGACAUUUUCUCUCUCCUGUUGCGCCGUGCCCGCUGUAUCUGGCCAGGAGCGGAGCAGCGGCGGCGCCCGGAGCCCGGAGAAGAGCGGCGGAGCUCGGAGGCGGCUCCAGCCCAGGGUGCCAUCAGUGCCGGGGUAAAGCUGUUCCCGAGGCCGAGCUCCCAAAGGCUUUGCCAGCACUCCUGAUGUCUCCGCACCAAGGAGAUGAUUGUUCCAGGCAGAGAGAUGCCGGCUCUGAGCAGGAGAGUGAAUUAUGCUCCAUUCCCAGAGCUGAAAAUGAGCCCCAGCAUCUCCAGGAGGGACCAACAGCCGGGGUUCCACACUUGCAUGGGUCACAAGAAGCCUCUUGGCAUAAGCAGGGGGAUGCCCCUUGUGAGCGUGCAGUGAGUGCAGAUUUGGAGAAUGGGUUCUGCACCAGGGAUGGGAGUGUGAAGGAGCCCCUGGGUCCUCAGGGCACAUCAGCAACCAACAAUAAACACAAAAGGAAGCUAAGAAGAUUGCUGGGUGAAUGGUUCAGGUCCCAUCCCGUGGGCACGGCGGGGCUGAUUCUGCUGCUCCUGGUGCUCGUGCUGGCUUUGGGGGUGGCCUUGGCUGUGCAGUCAGCAGCACCACAGGUUCCAGUUACACCUGAGACUCCACAGUGUGUUCUGGGCUGUCCCCAUGGCUGGCUUGGGCACAAUGGGGUCUGCUACUACUUCUCAAGGGAUUACAGCACCUGGGAGCAGGCUCAGGAACGCUGCUCCCAGCUCAAUGCCUCCCUGGCCAUUGCCAAGGAUGAGGAGGCCAUGGAUUUGCUCUUCCGCCUCCGCGGGAACGGCGAUUUCUGGCUCGGGCUGCGCAGACGGGGCGAGCGCCUGCAGUGGGAGGACGGCAGCAGCUACAGCUCCCGGGUUCCUGUCCUCGGCAAUUCCGACUGUGUGUACCUGGCUGACAGGAAAAGAUUCAGGAGUGAGUUCUGCUCCACUGAGCGGCCGUAUGUCUGCAGCAAGGCCCAAGCUCCCCUGUAACAGGGGCUGCAGAAAGGACCUUCUCCACGCUGGGCAGUGCCAGCUUCACCUCUGAGCCCAGCACCGGGCUGCCCUUCCUCAGCUGCACCCUGUGCCUUGCACUUCCUCUCAGGGUCACCUCAGUGCCUCUUCAUCCCCAGUGCCAGCGCUGGGCUGGGGCUGCAAAGGAAAAGUCUCUGCAAUCCAUCCUGCCACCGAUGCUGCCUGGAGUGAGGGCAUUGUACUUCUUAUAUUUGAGAAACACAGCUCAUUAUUUAAAAUUUGAUAAAAUAGCAAGCAUCACAGCGCAGGGAUAAAAUCCUGCAAUGUGAUGCUUGGCUAUUUGCGUAUAAUUAGCUAAACUAUGUUCUUCAAAUACUGUUUCAUUAUAGGGCUACAUACAUACUGAUAGAGUUUAUACAUAUUCAAACAUACAUAUUCAAACAUUCAAAGAGCUUAUACAUAAACAAAGAUUGCUUUAAUAUGUUCUUUUUUUUUGUUUUAACCUUUGACUUGUCUUCAUGCCAUCUUCUCAGUUAAACUAAUACAUUUUAGUUUUCCUUGUGGUUCUGUCUUCUUUUAUUUUCUUUCC